UGCUUUAGUUGCCUUAAUGCUGUUGUAGAAGAUAGACACGAUGGAGAACAGAGUGUAUUUCAUAGCCAGAGAAGACUUUUGUGAGAUGGAACAAGUACAGGAUGACAGGGCAGAGGAAGAGCAGCACACAGCUCCAGUGCCUCAUGUUGAAGCAGAAAGGAAAGUCACCUUGGAGAAGGUGCUGGCGAUCUUCUGUGUUCUCCUACUGGCCGCCCUCAUAUCCCUUUCUGUUUAUUAUUUCAUAACAUUAAAUCACAAGGAGCAAGACUUGGAAGAGUUAAGAAAUGCAAAUGAGAAACUUGAUGAAGAGUCCAAAGAGUUCAGUAAUGUGAAGGACUUCUACUGUGAUGUUACAAACACAACUCACGAAAACACUUGCCCUGUAUGUAAACCGGGCUGGGUCCCCUUCAGGUCCAAGUGUUACUUCUUCUCCUGUAAUAAACUGAACUGGACUGAGAGCUGUGAUAAAUGCAUAAGAAGGGGUGGACGACUAGUGAAUAUCGAAAGUUUAGAGGAGCAGGAGCUCUUAGAUUUGCCAUUUCUACCAUACGUUUACAUGCAUUUCUGGUUUUUGAUUGAAUAUCUGGGAGAUUCGUAA
Molecule: messenger RNA, 598 nt
Organism: Erpetoichthys calabaricus (reedfish)
Lineage: Eukaryota; Metazoa; Chordata; Cladistia; Polypteriformes; Polypteridae
Product: C-type lectin domain family 4 member G-like
Exons: 5
Coding region: 41-598 (185 amino acids)
Source: RefSeq, a predicted model, not a curated record